UUAACAAAUUAUGGACCGCGAUUCAUUUUUGGAUUCUUUCUUACAAUGUUUUUUCUUGGGAAGGUUGUUUUGAAAAAAAUAAAGGCGUUCAUGAUUUAAAAAUAUUUUGAUAGGAAAAUCAGUUAUCACGAACUUUGAUUAAUUUGCCAUUUAAUCCAAUCCAUCAAAUUCACGCUGUAUUUCUUAAAUCAUCAAACUGGAGAAGAAAAGAGAGAGAGAGAGAGAAGAGAGAGCUAUGAGAUCAAUUACCUAUCCUAGUUUAUAUGAUAAUUUUUUUUUUCUCGGUCCAAUUAAGUGACGCAUUUCUCUUACUGGAGUAUUCUUUAAUUUGUUAAUUAAGUAGAUAAUAUAAAUUGAACAUUAGAGAAAAAAAGAAUCAUAGAUUUGAAUCAUUUUCAUGUGCAUAACUGAAAAGGAAAAAGGAAAACAGAGAACAAAUUACAGACGUAUUUAAACACAGUAGAGUCAGAAUUAACGAUCUGCAUACAACCUUUUCCGUCAGCGUACAAUCAAUCGAAGUGAACAAUCUCUUUUGCUCUCUCAUUCUUUCUCUCAUUGACACAUUUACUGAUAAUUUGAAUAUAGCCGUUGUAUUGCUAAUAGUGCAAGCAAAGGGGGUGGGUUUUGGAUUGGAGAAUGCCGCCGGCGAUAAUUCAGGUAAUCGCGGCGGCGGCGCUACUUUUGGCGUUGUCGGUGGAUGGGGAGGAGAAGAGAAUGGUGCUGAGCUUGGAGAGGGCGAGUCAUGACGGAGUUGGAAUGAGUCAACUCAGGCACCGCGACCGAGUCAGACACGCUAGGUUGUUACAGCAACAGCCUUCUGCUUCUGGCAUCGUUGAUUUUUCUGUUCAAGGCACCUACGAUCCUUAUCUUGUUGGCCUAUAUUAUACAAGAGUGAAAUUGGGAACUCCUGCAAAGGAAUUCUAUGUACAGAUAGAUACUGGAAGUGAUGUGCUAUGGGUUAGCUGCAAUCCCUGUGAUGGCUGUCCCACCUCCAGUGGACUUCAAAUAGAGCUCGAUUUUUUUGAUCCUCCCAGCUCAUCCACAGCCUCACCAAUCUCAUGUUCUGACCAAAGGUGUGCUUUGGGAGCUCAGUCUUCUGAUUCCGGUUGUUCCGGUCACAACCAGUGUGGGUAUACCUUCCAAUAUGGUGAUGGAAGCGGGACAUCCGGCUACUAUGUGUAUGACUCGAUGUAUUUCGACUCAAUAGUUGGGAAUUCACUGGCUUCAAAUAAUUCAGCACCCGUUGUUUUCGGUUGUAGCACAUCACAAACUGGGGACCUUACCAAGCCAGAUAGGGCAGUUGAUGGUAUAUUUGGUUUCGGACAGCAGGGAUUAUCUGUGAUUUCACAGCUUUCUUCACAAGGAAUCACCCCGUAUUCGUUUUCUCAUUGUUUGAGAGGAGAGAGUGGUGGGGGUGGUAUAUUGGUGCUUGGUCAAAUAGUGGAGCCGAAUAUUGUUUACACUCCGCUUGUUCCUUCACAGCCACAUUACAACGUAUAUCUACAAAGUAUAGCUGUGAAUGGGCAGACACUCAACAUUGAUUCAUCAGUCUUUGCGACUUCAAGCAAUCGUGGAACAAUAAUAGACUCAGGCACAACUUUGGCGUACAUUGCAGAAGAGGCGUAUGAUCCAUUUGUUACUGCAAUCACAGAAACCGUCUCAGGAUCAGUACGCUCUCUUCUUGCAAAAGGAAAUCAAUGCUAUCUAACUACCUUGAGUGUCUCAGAAAUAUUCCCACAAGUUACUUUAAACUUUGCUGGUGGUGCAUCAAUGAUUCUUAGGCCUCAAGACUAUCUUUUGCAGCAGAACUCUAUCGGUGGUGCUGCAGUGUGGUGCAUCGGCAUCCAGAAAAUUCAGGGUCAAGGAAUUACCAUUUUAGGAGAUCUUGUUCUGAAAGAUAAGAUUGUGGUGUAUGAUAUAGCUGGUCAAAGGAUUGGAUGGGCGAACUAUGACUGUUCGUCGUCUGUGAAUGUCUCGACAACAACCAGUACAGGUAAAACUGAAUUCUUCAAUGCUGGACAAGUUGACAGUAGCAACGCGGCAGAUUACAUGCUUUCCAAGCUUAUACCAAGCGCUGUUGUAGCUCUACUACUGCAUAUAGCAUUCUUUGGCGGCCCACCGUUAUUGUGAUACGACAUACAUACGACAGAGCUAGUUUUUUGUAAAUUCUCUUCCAUUAUUGUGCUACGACGGAGCUAGUUUUUUUUUUGUAAAUUCUCUUCAUUUUGGCAGUUCCUGGUGUAUACCUAGAUAUAGAAUUGCAGGCUUCUAAGUGCUAAGUUAAGAUGAAUAUAUCCUUAUUAGAAUAGAAUUGGUCAUUUGUCUUGUUGUGCACUAAAUUCGUUUAACAAUAUGUAGAUUUAUUACACACACCGAUUACUAGUAUUUUUUUAGUUCAAAGAAGCGUGACAAUUUAUUGGAAACAA
Molecule: messenger RNA, 2426 nt
Organism: Salvia splendens (bonfire salvia)
Lineage: Eukaryota; Viridiplantae; Streptophyta; Magnoliopsida; Lamiales; Lamiaceae
Product: aspartic proteinase 36
Exons: 10
Coding region: 637-2130 (497 amino acids)
Biological process (GO): proteolysis
Molecular function (GO): aspartic-type endopeptidase activity
Source: RefSeq, a predicted model, not a curated record